CCCAGGAUGCUGCCACUGCCGCUGCCACUGGCGAACGAUAGGUUCGGAUCCGAGUGGAGCUCCGUGUGAGCAGAGAGCAAGGCGGCCAGCUGUGCUUGUGAGGUGGCUGCUGUGGGAGCUCAUUGAGUGUUCUUGCUGCCUGCCAUGUCCAGGAAAAAGACUCCCAGGAGCAAGGAGGCCAGCGCGCCCGCUGCCUCAGUGUUGCCUGCCGCCAACGGGUCCCGGCCGGUGCGCCCUGGGACUGCUUGCCCCCGCUCCGAGGCGCCGCCCAACGGGCCCCCACAACCCAGCCGGCCCUCGCUUGGCGGUCAUGGUGACUUCUACGACGUAGCCUUCAAGGUCAUGCUGGUGGGGGAUUCUGGCGUGGGGAAGACCUGCCUGCUUGUGCGCUUCAAGGAUGGGGCUUUCCUGGCAGGAACCUUCAUCUCCACCGUGGGCAUCGACUUUCGGAACAAAGUACUGGACGUGGAUGGCAUGAAGGUGAAGUUGCAGAUCUGGGACACGGCAGGCCAGGAGCGGUUCCGCAGUGUCACCCAUGCCUACUAUCGUGAUGCACAUGCACUGCUACUGCUCUAUGAUGUCACCAACAAGGCUUCCUUUGACAACAUCCAGGCCUGGCUGACUGAGAUCCAGGAAUAUGCCCAGCACGACGUGGUGCUCAUGCUGCUAGGGAACAAGGUGGACUCUGCCCAGGAACGUGUGGUGAAGAGGGAGGAUGGGGAGAAACUGGCCAAGGAGUACGGGCUGCCUUUCAUGGAGACCAGUGCCAAGAUGGGCCUCAACGUGGACUUGGCCUUCACAGCCAUAGCAAAGGAGUUGAAGCAGCGCUCCAUGAAGGCCCCCAGCGAGCUCCGCUUCCAGCUGCAUGACUAUGUCAGGAGAGAGGGCCGCAGUGCCUCCUGCUGCAGACCCUGAACCUGGCUGGGGUCAGCCACCAGGCAUCCUGCUGGAAGGCCCAGGUUUUCCAGGACUCUUGGGCUAAGCCUAGCCCUUCUCUUGUCUGGGUGGCAACCUGUAUAGCCUCAACCCUAACAAAUGGGCUUCAGGGAGCUACCAGGCGUGCAGGCAUCCUUCACCUGCUGCAGCCAAGGCCCUCACAGAAAAGCCAACUGUAGGAAGGGGUACACUAAGCAGGGAACCUUGGUGCUCUCUGCUGCCCCCUCCUGGACAGAACUCAGCUUUGAGUUUAGGCAGCAGUCCCCAACCCGUUAAAAAGCCACGUCUUCAGCUGCCCAUGCUUCCCAGGCAGAGACUAGCCGAAUUCCUCCUAAUACUCCAAGCUGAGUGAGGGCUGCACUGAGAAUCACACGCGUUUGUGCCAAGGACCAGGGGUGGGGCAUGUGCUCCCAGCCCAUACUGGAUACUCUGAUUCCAUCAACAGGGUCUUCUCAAUUUCCCUUGGAGGAUGCCAAGACUGGCUUUGUAACACAAGUAAUAGCAUGUGGUAGAUUACAGAAAUGUCAGGUAAACUAGGACCACCAGGUUGCCUGACCAGGGCACCAUCUCGGCAGGCCACGGUAUUGGGCACGACUUGCCUACAGUUGAGGCCUAUACUUGGUGAGGUCAAGCCAAGGGGGCUGGUAAUGCACUACAUCUUUUGCUAAAAUCUUCAAGUCUUUUGAUUGAGAGCCUUUGUUUUCAGUCCUAGUGAAUAAAGUUGUAUUUUCUGGAGUGCCUGUUGUCCAUUGAAGUCACCUUUUAGAGCGCUUGGCAAAGCCCAGGUCCUGAGGGUAGCACCCCCUCAUACCCGGGUUGGCAAAGAGAUCAGAGCAGGGCUGCCUGGACCACAACGCUAUCCAAGCAGCACAUGGGAACCGGGGCAGUCAACUCAACUUCCCACCCA
Molecule: messenger RNA, 1843 nt
Organism: Artibeus jamaicensis (Jamaican fruit-eating bat)
Lineage: Eukaryota; Metazoa; Chordata; Mammalia; Chiroptera; Phyllostomidae
Gene: RAB26
Product: RAB26, member RAS oncogene family
Exons: 9
Coding region: 145-915 (256 amino acids)
Cellular component (GO): endosome; Golgi apparatus
Molecular function (GO): GTP binding; GTPase activity
Source: RefSeq, a predicted model, not a curated record